This is a messenger RNA of Entamoeba invadens IP1, 978 nucleotides long. RefSeq lists its product as hypothetical. The record is from RefSeq and is a predicted model, not a curated record. NCBI's taxonomy places the organism in Eukaryota, Evosea, Mastigamoebida, Endamoebidae. The transcript has a single exon. The coding region runs from base 1 to 978 and encodes 325 amino acids.
AUGGAAACCCCCGACAUGGUUAAAGAAAUAUACAUUGAGUCAUUGCGACGAAGAAAAAGAGUUUCUCGAAAUGAGGAGACUACGAUUGCUAAUGGUCUUAUUUAUAUGAUAAUCAAGCUUGGGUUUAACAUCAAAAUCAAAAGGACCAAAAAAACGGUACACACAAAGAAAAUGCUUAUUGUAGAAGAGAUGGUCCAUCGUGGAACUGGUAAGGUGCUUAAUCAACAUGAUGUUGCAAAAUAUUCCAGGUGUCUUCUCGAUGAUAUUGGAAAGCCUCAUCUCGACGAGUCAGCAAUGACUUUGAAACAAUUUAAAAGAUCAAGAGAGGCUCAGAUCAGUAAUUCUCUCUUGUUCUUCUUAAAGAUGGUUGGAUUCUCCUUUGAAGAAAAAAAGACCAAAAAAGCCAAAUACACUGAAAAGUUGAUCAGAGUUUCACAACUGUCAUACAAAGAACAAAUUAUCUCCUUCGCUGAACUGGAAACAUUUGCUGAGGCACUCGAACAAGUUGCCGAACAAAAAUUGGGCGAGAGGAGCUUUAUCGAAAUCACAGAAAAAGACUUGCAAAAGGAAGAAGGCAAAUUCGUCUUCCCAACUGUCUCAUUCACUGAAACAUUAAACAUGAAAUCGCCAGAAGAGACAAAGAAUGAAAAUGAAAGCGUCAUCGACUCAACUGCUUUUGCCACUAUCGACCAAGAAAAGCAACCCCUUGUCCAAAACCAGGUCCCACAGAUGUGCUACUAUCCUACAGAAAACACUCUCUUACAAAACUCAGCUAUUCAGCCUAACGUGGGACAAGUUGUUACAUGCUUUAACCAAUUUGGACAGCCAAUGUACUUUUUUGUCCUCAACGGUGUUGCACAGGCUAUGGUACCAUUAGUACCAGUCCCUUCCACGCUAGGGUUGGUCCAAAUGAAUGUCAGUGAACCCGACGUCCAGCCCCAAUACGACAACCAAAUGACUGGAUUUGAGCAGUAUUGA